AUUUUUUUCAUUGUUCUUUUAAUUAUUUCUAUUAUCUUCAGUUCUCCAAUAUUUGAUUUGAUCCUGUUUGCAAAGUCCAGAACGUGUGUCCAUUCGUUAGAUGUCCUGGAACUUUUCAGACCGAGAACCAUAUCGCAGGUUGUCAAUCCAUGAACAAGUACCUGCGGGCCAUUUCCCUAAGAUUCCCAGUGAUACCUACGCCGCUUUGCAUUAGUUGUUCCCCGUGAAGCCGACCAUCUUUAAGUCCCGAGUCGCAAAUUUUCACAGGUUUGGAGGCCCCGUUACGAUGUGGGCGCGAGCGAUUCGAGGAAGGGUGGUCAGAGUGCCCCCGGCCCUACCCUUUACAAUCCGAGACCGUGUGCUUGCUGGAGGCUGUACGUUUGCAGUAGGCGAAAGAGUAUACUUGACAAGUAAUUCUGCUGCGAGACCGGCUGGCAAUGAGACUGCUCUCAACUCCACGCCCGAUCUAGGACAAGACGAGCCUACGCCAGACUUGCAGACUGUGAAGGCAAAGACAGGAGAGGAUAGUGCUACCAAUUCCCCAUCCAGUCAAGGAAAUAAAGUUCCCGAUUCAGAUUCCCGGUCCCGGGAUGCAGGGCCCCCAUCACUUCUUGAAGUUGCAAAGGCAGGGACAUCUUCAAAAAUCUAUCUCGAUGUUUCUCGGAAAGUUAUCGACAUAGAACUAAAAUGGAUGAAAAAUCGUCGAGAUAUCUCAGACCGUGUCGCAAAAAUGUUAAGGAGUGGACAGAUUGCCCUAGCGGCAGAACUGGUUCGUACGGCGCAGAAGCGAGGGAUGGAGUGUACAGUGGCGUGGAACCAUUUGAUGACCUUCUCAAUGGAAAAGGGAGAACCAUUAGCUGCCUUUAAAUUCUAUAACGAUGUUAAUGAAAAAAAGAGGAAGGAAGCCGAACGACAGGACCUACACUAUUAUGCUGAAAGGUCUGGCUAGCGCUCCGCGAGAUCCAGCACUCCACCCUGUGAGGGCCGCCUACGCUAUCUACAGAUCCUCAUUCGCAUCAAAUACCCACCCCAAUAUUUAUCACAGCAACUCUAUGCUUGAUGUUUGCCGUCGUCACGGGGACAUGGAUAUGUUAUGGCAGGUUGCUGGCGAAUUACCCGAAGAAGGACCAGACGCGCCAGAUCGGCGAUCGUACACUGUCAUCUUGCACUCUAUCCGAGAAGCCUCGCAGAGAGACGUUGCGAAAAUGCAAAAGCAGGAAGUGGAUAAAAUUCUGGAACGUAAAUCUCAAAGUGUACUAGAGGCUAAAAGGGUAUGGACUGAUAUUGUCUUUCGGUGGAAGAAAGGGCAAUUGUCCAUAGACAACGUUCUUGUGGGCGCAAUGGCCGAGGCUCUUUUAGAUAGUUCCAGCGAGCGCGACUGCUACAAUGUUUUUGCUUUGUACCAUCAGACGCAUGGCAUUCCAGUCUUGGCGGAUAAGCCAGCUGACUUUGCAAACAACCCAAAGGCCACGUUAAAGAAGAGCCGCAAGAGGGGAGCAGGGGAAGUUGAGGAUGUCCCAUUUGUUGACGAGCAUGACUUAUUAGUUGCAAAAGAGACAGGUAUGACCAAGGAGCCGGAACAAGAGACUUUUGAGGGACUCUUCGACCCAGUCGUUCCAGCAAAGAUGGCAGCGAACAGGAGAAAAAAUGAACAACCUACGCCUUCAUACCUUGAGCCUGGCAACAAGGAGCUUACGCUGAUAUUGGAAGCUUGCCGAACGAUGACUCAAGCCGUCGGAACUGGAAAGGCCUAUUGGGAGCGUCUUACCCACGAAGAUCAUGAAUACAAUAUCGAACCUGAUAUACAUUCAUUCCACCAAUAUCUGCGACUCCUACGUGUCAGCCGUUCCAGCCGCAUGGCUGUUGAUCUAAUCCGUGAUGAAAUGAUACCUACUGAGCAACUACAGAGGAAAACAUUCCAUAUUGCCCUCAGCUGCUGUCGUCGCGAUCGCAAAAAUAUCAACGUCUUUAAACACGCCAAUGAGCUUCUUGAUCUCAUGAACUCACAUCUACCUCUUCCCGAGACUCGAGCAUUACUUACUUACCUGGAGAUAGUAGAUAUCCUGGCCGACAGCCCCAAUUCACUCUUGGCAUUUGAUACUGGAGACGAAUACCAUUCCACCAAACUCGACGUCCUUGGCCGGAAAUUGCAGUCAAGUUUGAGGACCACUGCUGUCUCUCAUUUGCGCCCACAUGUGGCUAAACUCGAAGCCGCUAUAGUGCAAGAGCCGUCCAAGGUGUCCUCGUCUAGAAACGUACAAGCAAAGAAAACCUUCAUGGAUGCUGUUCCUGGCUAUCUGGCCCUGAAAGUACUGGUUAGGACAAGGGCGCUAAUAGACACAAUUUUGAAACCAGAGAACGAAUCAUUUCUCUCUGAGGCCGAUUGCCAGCUGCUCCAGAAGGAGUCCCAACGAUUGAAAAAGUACUCGGACCAGAGUUUUGCCUCCAAAUUCAAAUCGUCAUACGUGGUAGCACCUGCAUUGCAGAGCAAAAACGCUGACUAGGCAGACAAAUAAGGAGGAUGAAUCCGGUACUGGAGAAGCUUAGGCAAGAAAGCAGAAGCUUGACCAGCACCAGGGAUACUGCCUUCUACGAAUUACACUUGAUUCUCUCUCUAUCAUCCAUCUCACAUCGUUUCCCAACGUUUCAGGACUUUUCUUACUGGAUCCACACGACUCUUGGCGUCAUGCAUUGCAUAUUUGGCGUUUGGUAUAUAUCUUGUCCUCUGUGGAAAAAAUGUAUUUAUAGAUAUGACCGUUUCUCUGUAGACUAAUGCUUGCUGGGCUUGAGCCUGGGUCAAUUGGGGCACUGGGUAUGCUGUACAUACUUAUAAAUACCAUCUCAUGAUACAACCUGCAGAUGAAUUAUGCGCACUUCAGCUCUGUCAUUAUUCAGAAUGGAAGGAACGGUUUACCUAGGUAGCAUAUAUGUAGCAAAUAUGUGCGACGGCCUUCCAGCUUCCUCUUCUGUCCGCGCCGCUUUUGUGAGGGUCCACGUGACUGUAGCCUGACUCUGUUGGAUCACGUGGGAUUCUGCCGCAUAGGUCCGCCCUCGCUGACCCUUUUCACCACGUAGGCCUAUCUAGCUAGUCACCAACCAACGAUACACCUCCAUUAGCUAAGCCGCCAUAUCACGUGACCUUUUCCAUAUCAAACCACUCCUAAUAAUCUUAAGGUCUUCACAUUGUCACGCUGGUGAUUAUAUCGUCGGGAAUAUCUUGUUUUGAGCUCAUCAUAUCAUUUAACAA
Monascus purpureus is the source of this 3247-nucleotide messenger RNA. The record is from the annotation of a GenBank genome assembly. NCBI's taxonomy places the organism in Eukaryota, Fungi, Ascomycota, Eurotiomycetes, Eurotiales, Aspergillaceae.